AUGCACCAACACAACGUAUACGUGCAGAUAAUAACAAAUGGUGCACCAAUCGUGAAGGAGAAUCGGAUGGACGAGGGAGAUCUACAGCUGUAUGUGAGCGUUGCUGCGUACCUGAGAGACGUCAUAUACGCAUUCAAAGAGGAAUGGGAGGGUGAAGGAUAUAAACCCAAAUUUCGUUCGGCUCGCUUGGAGUUCCACAUGGCAAUGGUACUGACAGGUGGGAUGUUCACCGACAGGAAUGUGCAGAAGGUGCAAAAGAAGUUCAAUGUCACAUGGAAUCACUUCGUGGAGCGCGUGGAGGUGACUGACGUCCUGAAGCAUUUAUCAAAGAUAGGGAGGCUUCAUGGACGGCGAAGAAAGAGGCUGCUCAGCCUACAAGCAAAAAAAGACAGAAAACGCGCACAAAAGGGAAAGUUUAAGGAGCGCAUUCAUAAUGCACCGGGGGAUCCCGCAGAGAUCACACCAAGUCGUAAUCUGCACGGUAACACUUCAGAAAUUGUGCAUGUAGCCGGAGAUACGCGAAAAGCACCAGCAAACCACGUAGGGAAUGUACGAGCUCAGAAAAGAGGUCGCUCGAGGAAAAAUCAGCAGGCGACCGUCGAGAUGGCAGAAGGAACACAUGUUGAUGCUGGGAAGAGCCUCAUAAGGCACAGUGAUGUCUCGGAGCCGCUCCAACUAUUUUAUGAGGCUCAAGCCCACAGGAAGGAUUUGAUGGGAAGAGGCUUGGUAGAAGGCGAUGCACUUCUCGUCAGCACAAACCUGGUUUCCUGGAUGAUAGAACGAUAUCGCAUCCUCGUUGGAAUUCCACUGAAUGCGUACCUCGGCGGACAGCUCAUCCCACAAUCACCAGAUGAGUACAGCCACCUGACAGAGGAUGACUACUUGGAGGCGCUAGGCAUAGAACGCCUAUAUGCAGCAUUAGUAAACAUGGAGGAGAGCCCUGAUCAUCUGAACCAUCUCGCACAUGUACUGGGGAGGGCCGUCAAAGGAACUAACACACUGUCUGAUUCGAAACCAAACACACAGUCCCUGGACCCCCUGCCACCCACGAUGUUGCCCAUCCCAAUACCCCCACAUUGGAACAGGGGACUUACGAGACCUACGAAUAAUAAUGUGGAACCUGACGGCUCGAACGAAUCGACGCAUACGGGCGAUCGUGAUGAAUCCGUAUCCGACAACGUGUAUACUGCGAAGACAGCCGCUGUUCGCGACGGGACAGGCGAUAGAAAGUGUUCAAAGCCUCUGAACCCAACGUCAGGCUUGUCAGCCGCAGCUAAUAAAACUCCCUGUGUGAGGUCGCCUCGUGUUAUAGACCUCCUCCAAUUGAAGCGGCUGAGGAAGGCCCGGUGGUCCAAGAUCAGGGCGAGGCAUCCACCACUUAAAAAUAUGUCGAGAAACCCGACAUCCAUGAUAACGCGACGGGAUUACUUCCUGCUGCGACUUUGGUAUGAUUAUCCAAUAAUGCACGGGGUCCGAAUGUCUGAUUUAUCCAGCCUUGCCAGUACAGUGCUGAACCUGAAUAUUUUGCAUGUUUGUGAGAAAGAUGAUGAUUGCGGUGCUAAUCACAUAUGGUAG
Messenger RNA from Suillus subalutaceus, 1575 nucleotides. RefSeq lists its product as uncharacterized. The transcript is spliced from 7 exons. The record is from RefSeq and is a predicted model, not a curated record. Bases 1 to 1575 code for a protein of 524 amino acids. Lineage: Eukaryota; Fungi; Basidiomycota; Agaricomycetes; Boletales; Suillaceae.